This is a messenger RNA of Arxiozyma heterogenica, 6261 nucleotides long. RefSeq names its product adenylate cyclase (gene CYR1). The record is from RefSeq and is a predicted model, not a curated record. Bases 1 to 6261 code for a protein of 2086 amino acids. Gene Ontology annotation, biological process: cyclic nucleotide biosynthetic process; intracellular signal transduction. Gene Ontology annotation, molecular function: protein binding. NCBI's taxonomy places the organism in Eukaryota, Fungi, Ascomycota, Saccharomycetes, Saccharomycetales, Saccharomycetaceae. The transcript has a single exon.
AUGCCGUCUGAUUCUAUAUAUUCCUCCAAAAGUAACCAGACCACAAACACCACUUCUAAUUUUAAUGAGUCUGUGCACAAUGAAAAGCCAACAUUUAAACCACAAUAUUUAGUAGAUUCAGUCAUCUAUAAUUCCUCUGAUGCUAAGAUGUCUUCCGAUAAGCCAAGAUAUACAGAUCCUUUAAUAAGUCCAAUUUCUAAGGAGAGCGCAUCAAAUGAAAACAAAAAAAGGAGAAAUACCCAAAGUGUACCAAACAAGGGGGACUCAGGGCCUGUGAGGACUGCAUCUAUAGUUUAUUACGAAAAUGAAGGAAAAAAGAAAGAUAGUAUAUUGAACUCAAAUCCAUUAAACAUAUUAAACGAUAAAUUUAUGCCAUCUGGUAUUUCCUCUUCAAGGACAAAGAAAACAAAAAGAAUCCCUCAAAAUAUUCUAAAAAAAACGCUGAGUAGUUUAUCAAUUAAUACAGAUAAUGAAGGUAACUCUAUUCUUAAUGAUUUAGAUUUCAUAAAUAAUCUUACACGAUCCACAUCUAAUUAUACCAUAGUAAAAACCACUAGUCGAGGAUCGCAAAAUCGAAAUAGUAUAUCAUCUCAAGGGCAUUCUACCUCAAAAAUCUUACCCUCUUCUGUUUCUACAAAUCCUUCAUCCUCUUCAUCUCAUCAUUAUUCCAACAUUAUGCAUAUUCCUUCAAGGAAAACUUCAUUUGCAGGUUCUAUUCUAAAAAGACUAUCGGGAAAUACCUCUUCAUCCGGCUCUCAUUCAUCAAAUAGAACAAAAAGUAAGGAUACAAAUACUACAUCUAACAAUAAUAGUCAAUGUUCCACCAAAGAAAAAAAGAAAUCAGGGGAUAAAACAUCUAUACCUAUUAAGAAUAAUUCAUCUUCAUUAUCCACUCGAAGAUCUUCUAUAACAAGUGUAAGUGCUGCAUCACUGAGGAAGCAGAGCAAAUCAUCUGUUUUGACUAAUGAUUCAGGCUCAUCAUCUGGGAGAAAACCUUCUGCAAUAACUAGUACUGAUACUACUCCUAAUAUCCCUGGUUUACUUCCAUUAGACACAAAUUUAGACGACUUGACAGAUAUUACCAAAACAGCAUUACUUCCUUCUAAAAAUAAUCAAAAUAAAAUAAUGACUAAUAAUGAAAACAAAAUACUAAUAACUGAUGAAGACAACAUUGUUCCAACUUCAAAUCAGAAGGGAACAGAUUUUCCAAUAGCCUUAACCAUUUCAAGCAUAUCUCCAAAAACACACAUGUUCAACAAAAUAUCCGUUGUUGAUGUUGACGAUAAUGAUAAAAUUCCAAAUAUACCACAAACACAGAAUGUAGAUUCUAUUCUUAAAACUUCUUCUAUUGGCAAUGAACAACAUUUAUCACAUGACAAACAUUCACCAAAUGAGCAAAUUACAAAUAUGACCUUGUCCAAUAAUUUACACAAUUCUACAACCAGUUUUAGCCCUAAAAAAUCAUACUCUGUUGGAGAUUUUACUUUAUGGUCACUUUCAGCUAUGAAUGAUUCAGCACCUGGUUUAAAAGGUGAUAAACGAAGCUUUUUUGGAAAUAAUUUAACCAAUUUAUCAAGAGGAGUAAGCAAUGUAACAUUAAAUAAUGAGAAUAAAUGGAUUGCUCCAGAGAGUUGGGAUGUAGAUCCUGCUGUUAAUAGGGAUAGGCUUAAAACAAAAAAAAAAUUGAAGAAACAAUUGAGGAGAGAAAGAAAAAAAUUACUAUUACAGCAAGAGAAAGAUAAGCAUGUCCCAUCAAUGAUGGACCCACUGGCUAGAGCAUCUUCUAUAUCAUUAAGUCUAACAAGUUCGGCAUCAUCUUAUCUAGAUACAGAAUCUGACUUCUUGACUGAUUCUGAUUCAUCAUCAAGUAAUUCCUUACCUUCAUGGCAUGCAAUACAUGAAGGUAAAUCCAAUCAAGAUAAAACAAUAAAUUCCAAUAACGUUGAUACUGAAAAAGUACAUAACAUCACGAGACCAUUACAGAGUUUUUCAACAAAUAACAUAAACUUAACAACAGCAUCACCAGGAGGUUUUCCUGCCAAUGAACGUGGAAAUUCAGUUGAUCCAUUAUCACCGGGACCUCAUAAAUCUAUUUUAAUGAGUCAUUCAGAUAACCCUUUAACACUUGCUACUUUAGAAGAUGAUAGAAGUGAUCGUGCAGAACGUGAUUUAGAACAUUAUUAUAAAGAUUCAAGUGACUUAGAUUUUAAUAAGCAUUAUGCCAUUCGUAUUUUUAAUGUUGAUGAUACAUUUACGACCUUGUCAUGCACACCUGGGACUACUGUGGAAGAUAUGAUUCCGAUACUUAAAAAGAAAUUUAAUAUUACACUCAAAAGUAAUUAUCAAAUAUCAUUGAAAGUUGGUAAACUGUCAAAGAUUCUUCGAUCUACUUCAAAACCAAUCAUUAUUGAAAGAAAAUUAUUAUUGUUGAAUGGCUACAAAAAAAGUGAUCCCUUACAUAUUAUUGGUAUUGAAGAUUUAAGUUUUGUUUUUAAAUUUCUCUUCCACCCAGUGCAUCCUUCUCAUUUCACACCAGAACAAGAACAAAGAUUACUAAGAAGUGAUUUUGUUCACGUCGAUCUAAGAAACAUGAAUUUAACUACUCCACCGAUUAUUUUUUAUCAACAUACUUCAGAAAUUGAAAGUUUAGAUGUCUCAAAUAAUGCAAAUAUAUUCCUCCCCCUUGAAUUUAUCGAAAGCUCUAUUAAACUAAUGAGUUUAAGAAUGGUCAAUGUAAGAGCAUCUCGAUUUCCAGUAAACUUAACAGAGGCAUAUAAAUUGGUAUCUUUGGAGUUACAAAGAAAUUUUAUAAAAAAAGUUCCUAGAGCAAUUUCAAAACUUGGAAAUUUAACAAUUUUAAAUCUACAAUGCAAUGAAUUAGAACGGUUGCCACAUUCAUUUGGGCUCCUAAAAAAUCUUCAAUUAUUAGAUUUAUCCUCAAAUAAGUUUAUUUUUUACCCAAAUGUUAUCAAUGAAUGUACUAACCUUUUACAAAUAGAUUUGUCGUAUAAUAAAAUAUAUAGUAUUCCACAGAGUAUUAACCAACUGACCAAAUUGGCUAAAAUCAAUUUGUCACACAAUAAAUUAACAGAAAUUCAAUCAUUAGCUGAAAUGAAAAAUUUAAGAACUUUAAAUGUGCGUUAUAAUAGGAUAACAAGCAUCAAAACGGUUGCACCUAAUUUACAAAACUUAUUUUUGACAGAAAAUAGGAUAUCCAAUUUUGAGGAUAAAUUACCCAAAUUAAGAACAUUGGAAUUACAGGAAAACCCUAUUACCUCUAUUUCAUUCAAAGGUUUCUAUCCGCUAAAUAUGACAAGUUUGAUUUUAAGUAAGGCACAGCUAUCCAGUAUUCCAGGUGAUUUAUUUACUGAAUUAUCUCGAUUGGAAAAAUUGGAGCUAAGUGAAAAUAAUUUAAGUAGUUUACCAAAAGAAAUAGGCUCUUUAAACAAGUUGAUUUACCUAUCCGUGGCAAGGAACAAAUUAGAAUCAUUGCCUGCAGAAUUUGCACAGUUAAAAUCAUUAAGAUCAUUGGAUUUACACUAUAAUAAUAUUCGUGAAUUUUUUGAAGGUAUUGAGGAAAUUGAAUUGACAUACCUGAACAUCUCAUCUAAUGCCUUUGGUAGCAUAGCUUCUAUGGACAGCACAAUGUUUACAAACCCUACUGGUUCUAACAAAUUAUUAAAUAGUUUAUUAUUUCUUGUUGCAGCUGACAACCAAUUUACAGAUAAGAUGUUGCCAUUUUUUAAUAGUUUUAUCAAUUUGAAAUUAUUAAAUUUGUCUUAUAAUAGCUUUGCUGAUAUUUCAGCAUUGAAUCUAAAAAAUCUAACAGAAUUAUAUAUGUCAGGCAAUAAAAUUAGUGCUAUUCCAAGUGAAUGUGUUUUAAAUUGGAAAGAGUUGAAAGUCUUAAUGUUAAAUGGUAACCAGUUAGUGACACUACCAGCAGAACUAUCUCAGCUAUCACAAUUGACUACCUUUGAUUUGGGCUCUAAUCAAUUGAAAUAUAACAUUUCCAACUGUCAAUAUGAUUGGAACUGGAGGGAAAACAAAGAACUUAAAUACUUAAAUUUCUCGGCCAAUAGAAAAUUUGAAAUUAGAUCAUCAACAGAUCAUGAUGAUGGUGUUGACUAUUCCAAUUUGAGCAUUUUACCAAAUUUAAAAGUUUUGGGUUUAAUGGAUGUCACACUAAACACCAGUAAAGUUCCAGAUGAAAAUAGUAACUUCCGUUUAAGAACAACUGCAUCUAUUAUUAAUGGUAUGCGUUAUGGGGUUGCAGAUAGUCUUGGGCAAAGAGAUCAUGUUUCUACAAGAGAUGUGACAUUUGAGAGAUUCAGAGGUAAUGAUGAUGAAUGUUUGAUAUGUCUUUAUGAUGGUAAAAACCAAAGUUCAGAUUACGGGAAUAAUAUUUCAAGAAUUGUAAGAGAUAUAUACGAUAAAAUAUUAAUUCAACAGCUUGAAAAAUAUGGAGAUAGUAAUGAUGAAGAUAUCAAAAGGGCAUUACGUUUUAGUUUUCUACAAUUAAAUAAAGAAAUCAACACGAUGUUGAAUUCUGUAGACAACGGUGGUGAUAUUGAAAAUUUAACUUCUGCAGAUUUACUGAGUGGUUCCUGCUCUACAGUUGUUUACAUUAAGAAAGAAAAAAUCUUUACAGCCAAUUUGGGUGAUUGUAUGGCUAUUUUAUGCAAGAAUAACGGCGACUAUCAAACUUUAACUACUCAACACUUACCAACAAAAAGGGAGGAAUAUGAGCGGAUCAGAAUAUCAGGAGGGUAUGUCAAUAAUGGAAAAUUAGAUGGUGUAACAGACGUUUCUAGAGCAGUAGGUUUCUUUGAUUUACUACCUCAUAUUCAUGCUUCAGCAGAUGUUUCUAUAGUAACACUAUCGCCAACAGAUGACAUGAUAAUAAUUGCCACACACAAACUGUGGGAAUAUUUAGGCAUCGAGAUGGCAUGCGAUAUUGCAAGAGAACAUAGCACUCAACCGAUGAUUGCUGCUGAAGUAAUGAAAGAUCAUGCAAUUGCAUAUGGGUGUGCAGAAAAUAUUACAAUUAUCUGUCUUUCAUUACACACUAGCACUGAGCAAGAUAAUCAAUUUACAUUGAAUAAAAGUGCCUUGUUAACAAGAAGAAGUACAUUUGAGGAUACUGCAUUGAGAAGAUUACAACCAGAAAUUACACCACCAACUGGUAAUUUGGCAGUUGUGUUUACAGAUAUUAAAAAUUCAACUUUUCUAUGGGAGAUGUUCCCUAAUGCAAUGAGAACUGCAAUAAAAACACAUAAUGAUCUAAUGAGACGUCAAUUACGUAUAUUUGGUGGUUAUGAAGUCAAAACAGAAGGCGACGCGUUUAUGGUGACAUUCCCAACUCCAACGAGUGCCAUGGGAUGGUGUUUAAAUGUUCAAUUAAAAUUAUUAGAUGUCCAAUGGCCUGAAGAAAUUACGUCUAUUCAAGAUGGUUGUUUAGUUACUGAUUCCAAUGGAGUUAAAAUCUACCAAGGUUUAUCAGUUCGUAUGGGUAUGCAUUGGGGCCAUCCUGUAACUGAGUUAGAUCUAGUAACCCAAAGAAUGGAUUACCUUGGUCCAGUUGUAAACAAAGCGUCUAGAGUGUCAAGUGUUGCUGAUGGUGGUCAGAUUACCUUAAGUAAUGACUUUAUGUCAGAAUUUAAUAAGGUCAUGAAAUAUCAUAAAAUGGUUACUGAAGAGGGCAAGUCUUUGAAAGAAGUGUAUGGCGAAGAAAUUGUUGGUGAAGUUUUAGAAAGAGAAAUAGCUAUGCUGGAAACUACCGGAUGGGUUUUCUUUGAUUAUGGGGAACAGAAGUUAAAGGGUUUAGAAACCAAGGAAUUUAUUACAAUUGUUUAUCCAAAAAUUUUAGCAAGUAGACAUGAAUUUUCUCAAAAGGACACAAAAUCAAAAACAAUUGAUGAAGAUUUAUUAUUUAGUUUGAGAACAAUAUCUAAUAGAUUGGAAACUAUAUUAUCUGCUCUCUCAGGUAGUGCAUUGGAAUUUGAAAAUAUCAAAGCAACUCAUAACUAUUUGAAUUCUGAGGCUAAAACGGCUAUUGUUAAAUCUGUGACUGAGAAACAAUUAUUGGCAUUUUUUGACCACAUGGUUACAAGAAUUGAAUCUGCAGUAGUUUUGUUGCAAUUACGACAACAGAUACAAGACGGUUUGGAUUUCUGUGAUACAAAUGAUCAUAGUGAUCUUUCAGGUACAAUUUUUGAUUUACUUGACGAGGUUCUGGCUGAUUAUAAGUUAAGGAAAGAGUAG